UGCGAGCUACGGUCGGGGUUCUGCACCGGCGGGGGCGGGGCUCUGCGUGGCCGGGGCGGGCUCGGGAUCCGCUGGGCGACUCCCGGUCUGGCUUGGGCAGGCUGCCCGGGCCGUGGCAGGAAGCCGGAAGCAGCCGCGGCCCCAGCUCGGGAGACAUGGCGGGCGUUAAAGCUCUUGUGGCAUUAUCCUUCAGUGGUGCUAUUGGGCUGACUUUUCUUAUGCUGGGAUGUGCCUUAGAGGAUUAUGGCGUUUACUGGCCCUUAUUCGUCCUGAUUUUCCACGCCAUCUCCCCCAUCCCCCAUUUCAUUGCCAAAAGAGUCACCUAUGACUCAGACGCAACCAGUAGUGCCUGUCGGGAACUGGCAUAUUUCUUCACUACUGGAAUUGUUGUUUCUGCCUUUGGAUUUCCUGUUAUUCUUGCUCGUGUGGCUGUGAUCAAAUGGGGAGCCUGUGGCCUUGUGUUGGCAGGCAAUGCAGUCAUUUUCCUUACAAUUCAAGGGUUUUUCCUUAUAUUUGGAAGAGGAGAUGAUUUUAGCUGGGAGCAGUGGUAGCACUUUAUUCUGAUUACAAUGCAUUGAAUUUCUUAGAACUCAUACUAUCUGUAUACUUGUGCACAUGCGGCAUUUUACUAUGAAAUUUAAUAUGCUGGGUUUUUUAAUACCUUUAUAUCACGUUCACUUUAAGGAAGACUUCGUAAGUAAAAGAUGAGUUUUAUUCUCAGCAAAUAGAGCUGUCAAAUUUAGAUUAUGUUACUCCAAUUUUGUUACUCGUUUGGCUGUUCAUGUAGUCAUGGUGCUGUCAGACAAUAUGUUAGCCCAGUCUUGUAGACAGCUGCCACCUCACGCAGUGCAUCUAAACCUUUUGCUUGGGGAUGUGCUUGGAGAGGCAGAUAACACUGAAGCAGGUCUCUCAUGGCCCAGGAAGGCAGGGGUGGUUCCCUCUUUGUGUUGUAGUCCAUGCUUUUCAAAGUGUGGCCCACAGACCAAGAGCCUCAACAUUUCCUAGGGCCUUAUUAGAAAUGCAGAAUCUGAAGCCCCACUCUGGACCCAGGGCAUUUUGAUGAGAUCCACAGGAGUUGUAUGCACAUGAAAGUUCGAGAAGCAUCGUCAUAGAGAAGUAAACAUCACUCCCAACUUCCUUAUCUUCCCAGUGGCUAAACCACUUAACCUCUCUGGGUGUUACCUGCUCAUUUGUUUGAAAACAAAAAAAAAGUCUCACCUGCCCUCAUGCUGAGGACAAGUUCAGAUGUUCAAGCCUAUAAUAUUUAGGCUGUUCCUCAAAUUUGUGAAAAGUGUUCUCAGAAUUGGGAGAUAGUCAAAGGGUACAAAGCCUCAGGAGGAAUAAGUGUGUGUGUGUGUGUUUUUAAGAUCACUUGCACAGCAUGCUAAAUAUAGGAAUAAUUGAAUGUAUAUUUCAGUAUUGCUAAGAGAGUAAAUUUCUAAUGUUUUCAUUAAAAAGUUAAAUAUUUGAGGUCAUAUGUUAAUUAGUGUAAUCAUUCCACCUUAGAUUCAAAACUGAUAACACCAUAUUGUACCCUAUAAAUAUAUACAAUAAUUUGUAAAUAUACAAUCAAAAUAAGUUAAAAAACAAAAAAAAAAUACCCCCUCUCCCCCAAAAAAAUUGUCAGUGGGGAACAUAUAUAUCUUCUCAUCUGAAAGGCAAUGCUGGGGGAAGAGCUCCACUGAGAUGUGGGCUGGGAUGCUGGGCUGGAGCCAGCCCCUGCAUUAGCAGGAGGGGAAGAAUAGAUAUGUGACUCUUUUACAUUUCCUUUAUGAUCUGGCGCUUCUCCCCAGCUCCUUCCCUCUGCCCCCCAACCCUACUCCUCAACAGUUCUGGUUUGCCCUGACUUCUCUACGACUCUGGCUUCUUCCUGAAGUGAUACAGGAGCUAUGUAAGCACGCAGUGGAUAAACUGCUUAAUUUCACUACAUGUUGAUGAACUUAUUGUCUUCUGUCCUGUAGAUCUUUUCUAUGUAAUUUUAUGCCACCCUUAAAUGAAUCAUUGGGUGUACAUGUCAUGUUGGAUCCUGUAAUCACAGUUUUCCCAGCUCAUCUUUUUCUAAGAUCUGUUGAGAAAGGGAAAUAUGGGAAGGAGAACCAUUUGAUCAGAAUACAACCAAUAGUCUUUAAGCAUUUUUAAAGUAUGAAACUGAAAUACAUUCAAAACACUUAAUCCUUGAGGCUUGUGAUCUGAGUAAUUAGCGGAUAUGAUGCUGGGACCAGAAAAUAGAAAGUAAUGACUAAAGGAUGCAACGUUAUUUUUUGGACUUGUGCAUGAUUUUAUGUUUUCAAUGUCCUGUGUACAUAUAGAAUUGUUAAAGUUGUUAUUUCCAAUAUUUAUUUUCGAAAAAUUAUUUAGACACUUUAUAAUUUUAACCAGCAUUUUUAAUAAUGACACUUGCAUUUAUUGUAUUGUAAUAAAUUUCACUUUUAACUUUAAAA
Molecule: messenger RNA, 2441 nt
Organism: Piliocolobus tephrosceles (Ugandan red Colobus)
Lineage: Eukaryota; Metazoa; Chordata; Mammalia; Primates; Cercopithecidae
Gene: LEPROT
Product: leptin receptor overlapping transcript
Exons: 4
Coding region: 156-551 (131 amino acids)
Biological process (GO): negative regulation of growth hormone receptor signaling pathway; late endosome to vacuole transport via multivesicular body sorting pathway
Cellular component (GO): endosome
Source: RefSeq, a predicted model, not a curated record